GAUCACGUGAUUCUCACGUGAUGUCGCCGAGAUGAAACCCCCGAUUGAUUUGUUGCGGUUCGUCUAACGUCUCUUCGCGACGAAGUCCGGCGAAAUGGACGAGCGACCGGUGAAGUGCGAUAGCCAGGAAGACGAUCUUGUCCUCUCUCUCCGCCGUCUUGAGAUCUCCGAUAACGCCAAGGGCUUCGUGGAUCUUCUCUCCCAGCUCAGCUCCGCCACUACGCCUCUGACGGACGCUGAUUUCCGCGCUCGCUUCGCCGAACUCGCCGCCCUCUGUGACAACCACUUCGUCGUCGUCGCGGAGGACCGGUCCAGCGGAAGAAUAGUCGCCACCGGCAGCGUCUUCGUGGAGCGGAAGUUCCUCCGCGGUGGAGGGAAGGUCGGCCACAUCGAGGACGUCGUCGUCGAUUCCGCCUUCCGCGGCAGGCACCUGGGGCAGCGGGUGGUCGGGUUCCUUCGGGAUUACGCCAAGGCUGCCGGUUGCUACAAGGUCAUUCUCAAUAACACGACGGAUCUGAGGUCCUUCUACGAGAAGUGCGGUUUCACUGAGAAGAACAUCCAGAUGGCCUGCUACUUCUGAUCGUAGAGUGUGUCCAUGAU
Molecule: messenger RNA, 600 nt
Organism: Zingiber officinale
Lineage: Eukaryota; Viridiplantae; Streptophyta; Magnoliopsida; Zingiberales; Zingiberaceae
Product: glucosamine 6-phosphate N-acetyltransferase-like
Exons: 1
Coding region: 95-580 (161 amino acids)
Biological process (GO): UDP-N-acetylglucosamine biosynthetic process
Cellular component (GO): endoplasmic reticulum-Golgi intermediate compartment; endoplasmic reticulum; Golgi apparatus
Molecular function (GO): monosaccharide binding; glucosamine 6-phosphate N-acetyltransferase activity
Source: RefSeq, a predicted model, not a curated record